AUAGGCCAAACCUACCCCAAAACAGGCCAAACGGUGGUCGUACAUUACACUGGAACAUUAGAAAACGGAACAAAGUUUGAUUCCUCCCGUGAUAGAGGGAUACCUUUUAAAUUCCACAUCGGAAAAGGAGAAGUUAUCAAAGGUUGGGAUGAAGGGGUAGCACAGUUGAGUGUGGGUCAACGAGCGAAACUGAUUUGCUCUCCCGACUACGCGUACGGUUCCAGGGGCCAUCCAGGGAUCAUCCCGCCGAAUUCAACGCUCAUCUUCGACGUUGAACUGAUCCGAGUCGAAUAGAAUCUACCAGGAAUUAAUUAAUUUUUAAAUGUCUCCAAGUCACAAUAUAACAUUACGUUUAAUUUUUUCAAACACAUUAUUAAAACCAUUAAAAUGAAUUUAAAAGGUGAAAAUAAUUAUAAAUACUACUAAUUGCAUUUAUUAAGUUAACGUGUUUAAUUCAUUAUUUUUUUUUUACGUUUGUUAAGAAUAUAAUUAAUUGUUUCUGGUUAAACCGUUUUUAAAUAAUAAUAAUAGCCUUUUGGGGAUAGAACACCAUCGCAUUUCCGCCUUCCUUAGGACGAACGUCUGGACGCCUAUAAUAAAAGUAUUUGAAGAAAAAUUUGUUUUUCUUUUUUUUAUGAGCGCUUGUAAUAACAUUCUCUAUCUCUAAUAUCAGUUGGUUUUUUCUGUUAAAAAGUUUUUGCCUUAGAGUUGAGAUAGGAGAUAGUUAUAUGUGAACUGUGAAUGUCCGAUAAAAUAAAAAGGAACUUGAAUUGAAAAAAG
Onthophagus taurus is the source of this 780-nucleotide messenger RNA. NCBI's taxonomy places the organism in Eukaryota, Metazoa, Arthropoda, Insecta, Coleoptera, Scarabaeidae. The record is from RefSeq and is a predicted model, not a curated record.